This is a messenger RNA of Haplochromis burtoni (Burton's mouthbrooder), 6374 nucleotides long. It is a transcript of the gene mboat1, whose product is annotated as membrane bound O-acyltransferase domain containing 1. NCBI's taxonomy places the organism in Eukaryota, Metazoa, Chordata, Actinopteri, Cichliformes, Cichlidae. Gene Ontology annotation, molecular function: acyltransferase activity. Gene Ontology annotation, cellular component: membrane. The record is from RefSeq and is a predicted model, not a curated record. Gene Ontology annotation, biological process: lipid modification. Bases 744 to 2039 code for a protein of 431 amino acids. The transcript is spliced from 12 exons.
UAUGGCACUGUCUCACACACCACUCCAUUCAUUUUUUUCCUCCAGUAUGUGAGUCAAAGAUAUUUUAUGUGUCCAUGUUUCAAAAAGUGUUUUCUGUCAAUGAACAAAAACUUUAUAUUUUAUAAUUACAGAACAGUCUAGGCAAUAAGCUACCAGAACUUUUUCUGUAAUUUCACACACUUAUGUUGAACAACUAAGAUGUACUGAAACGGCACUUCUUUUUCUUCUACUAAGAAGUCUCAGGGGUUAAAUAUUCAAAUGUCUUUACAAUGACAGAAAGGGGAGUUUCACUAGCCUCACUUAAUAUCAAAGUGGGCUGUAUGUGGGCCCAUCUGUAUAAGAUUUAAAUAAAAUCAGAAUGCAGUGAUUAAUGAAUCAUUUACAUCACACGUUUAAUUGGAAAAAUACUACAAAGCAAUGUGUUAAAUGCUGAAAGAAAAAAUGGUGUUGUCCUUGGAAAAAUAUGUGCUUAAAACAUGGUAGCAGGUCAACGUAAGAAGAAAAAGACCAGCCCACUGGAUCAACAGUUCUUUAAGAAUAUGGUCUCAGGCCCUCAGGCUGCAGCACUAAAAACAGACCUUCUGUAGGAAAAAUGAUUGCAUGCGCUCAGGAACACUUCAUGUGAACCAGAUCAAGAAAACACUUCUGCCUCCUGCCACUACAGCAUCAUCUGUGGUGUCUAGGUCCUUUAAUGCACAAGGCAUUGGUAUCAUCCACCUUUUGUGAAGGCCACAUUAAUAAUAAUGUAUUCAUCUCACAUCCUGGUUGUGGUUGUUGCAAACUACCUGAUCAUCAUCAAAGCUGACCUCAACAAUGUGCACAGGUAUUCCAUGGUGAUAUCUAUGGGCUAUCUGACUGCGUGCCAAGUGAGCCGAGUCUUCAUCUUUAACUAUGGAAUACCUUCCACUGACUUCUCUGGACCUUUGAUGAUAGUAACACAGAAGCUCACCACGUUGGCUUUCCAGCUCCACGACGGUAUGUGUAAGAAGACUGAACAGUUGCCACAGGAGCAGAAGCUCAUGGCUAUAAAUGUGAGGCCUUCUCUCAUCGAGUACCUGAGUUACAAUCUGAACUUUCUGAGUGUCUUGGUGGGGCCAUGCAGUAACUACAAAGAGUACAUAGACUUCAUAGAGGGCAGACACAUCAGCACGAGGCUCAAGCAGCAGCAUGCCUCAAGUAAUCGGCAGAAUGGCUACAAUAAGACCCAGGACCCAUCACCUCUGAACGCCGUUUGCCAUAAGCUGCUAGUCUGCGCCGGCUGUAUGCUGUUCUUCCUUACUGUCACUCGGUCCUUGCCCAUAAAGUACAACGUUGACCCCGACUUUGUGAGCCAAGCCUCCUUCCUCACCAGGCUCACUUAUGCUUUCUUCUCCAUACAAGCUGCAAGGCCCAAAUUCUACUUCGCCUGGACAUUAGCUGAUGCAGUCAACAAUGCUGCAGGAUAUGGUUUCCUUGGGAUGGAUGAACAUGGAAAGCCAUCCUGGGACCUCAUCAGCAACCUCAACAUCAUCGGGAUUGAGACAGCAACCAGCUUCAAGACCUUCAUAGACAACUGGAAUAUUCGAACAGGAAUUUGGCUUAAAACGGUGUGCUAUGACCGAGCACCAAAGCACCGUUUGGCGUUGACCUUUAUCCUGUCUGCUUUGUGGCAUGGUGUUUAUCCAGGGUACUAUUUUACCUUCCUCACCGCCAUCCCCAUCACCAUAGCAGCAAGAGCUAUACGGAGGUCAAUUCGUCAUUACUUCCUGGGCUCCAGAGUCAUGAAGCUGGGUUAUGACAUCUUGACUUGGGCAGCCACACAGCUGGCCAUCUGCUACACUGUCAUGCCUUUUCUCCUUCUUGCAGUUAACUACACUAUAGUUUAUUACAGGUCCAUGUACUUCCACGUGCACAUAAUCAGCAUUCUGGCUGCAGUCGCCCUGCAUCGCAAACAUAAACCCAGGGAACCCACCACCACUAAAACCUCCUCUGUCUCCUCCUCCGCUCCGUGCUCAGCCCAGUGCCAGCAUGUUCACUCCAACAACAAUGACAAAGACUGAAAAUCUCACUUUGCGUUCUUUUACCAGGCUUUUAGGACUCUGUCUCCUCUCAAAGACAAAUGAGUAUCCCUAGGGCAUUCAGCCAGCUUGAAAUGGGAAAACAUUGUGCUAUUUAUUUUGACUAUACAGAGUAAAGGAAAUUUGUACUUAUGGUACUGGAUGUGUACGGGGAGAGCCCUCUCCCAUGAUUGAAGCUCAUCAGGCAGACACUGAAGAAAAACCUCAGCUGAGGAAAUGGUUCUGGUACAACCACUGCCACCAGAAUGCUGGCCCCCAACCCCCUUUCCCCUUUUACCUACUCCCGCUCCCUGCAGCUUUUCCUCCCUCCUUGGCCAUCUCACCAGCACCAGCCUGCCUCCUCCAACAACAAUACAACAGUGUGAAGAGAGUAUUGAGACUCACUUUCGUUCCUGUCCUCAAUCUGUGCUGUCCCACUGACUGGUGGGAUCUCAGCCAGCACAGCGGGUCAGCAGCUCAUAAACGGGCCACAAAUACCAGGACACAUGCACACGCAAACUCAUGCAUAAAUAGACACUAGGAAACAAAAACGCACAUAUAGCCGCUCUUAGACAUGCUUGUACUCGGUCGCAUUCGGGCGGCACACAAAGGCUGCCCUUGUGAGGCUGCAGAGGAGCAUGCCAAGAGGAGGCUGCACCCGCUGCACUCGCUCUGCCCAGAGGAUUUUGUAGAUCUGUGUGGGUGAUGGUUCGCCCCACUGUUAUAUCCCAACAGCCACUGUCAGUGACCCCCGAGUGUGUGGACCUAAUCAUGAACUGCCACAAUACUUCCACUGUUUACUGGCUUGGAUUAAAACCACAUGAAAAACUAAUCAGACCAUGGAGCUCUUAAGCUUUUUAGUGGAAGCCUUAAUAUUACUGUUAACCAUUACUAAUGUUUUUAAUGAGUAUGGCAGCUCCUUCAGGUGAGGAGACUAGUAUUUUAUAGUUUCUAUAUUUCUUGGCUUCAGUCCCUGUGAACAAAAAGGAAAAGGUAAGAAAUAAAAUGAAAUCUUUUGCCCCUGUUGGUUGAAAGCCAAAGUACACUUCCCAUAGUUAAAUUAGUAAAGUUGAUCUAUUCCUCUACUGAAAGUCCCCUUUUCUCUAACAGUGACAAAAGUGAAGGUAGUUAAUGUGCGCAGUGCUCAGUCCCUGUUGGCAAAAUGUCAAGGAAACUGAGAAAAGGCUCAAAAUGGAAAUUAUGAUCUGAAAAAGUGAUGUUUCCGUGAUUCUUUGUAGCAGCGGAGGUUUGAUUUAACAGAGACAUCUGGUGGUUGUGUGAACUGAGCUGAGCCAAGUCAUGAAGAAAAGUCAUCUGACUGACAUAAACAGCCAUUUUUCCAUGUGACACGAUGGCGUUGCAUCAGAAUUCAUUUUCUUCUCUGCACAAGCGUUUCGCUUUGCACAGAUGAUGCUGAAAAACUAGAAGUUAAUGUGCAGAUUACAGACUGUAAACAUGAGACACCUUUGCCUUUUUAAUUUAUUUUGCAGUACUUUUUUUUAUUUUUUAUUUUAGGACUGAUUAUAGAUUUUGGAGCAUUAGUAGUUUUAAAGGUGGCACAGUCGGAUUGUUCUUUAAUGGUGCUGUCUGCAAGCUAUGUGAUAGCUUUUCAAUACGUUUGUUAUAACACGAGUUGCAGUGCAAGAUGUUGUUUUGUAAAGAAAAUGCGCAUCACAUUUGAAAAUGUCUUACAAUGCAUUAUACAAGUUGCCUAGUGCAUCACGUUUAAUCACGUUGGAAGAACAAUCUUAAUGUUUUUUUAUUAUCCGUGUUGGAAUUUAAUCUAAACUUGAUAACGACAGAAAAUGUUUGCCUGUUUGGCUCAGUUUUUACAUACUGACUAAACCCUUAAUUUAUUAAGGCUCUGCUUUGAGGCUUGACUUUUUGACAUAUCAGGUGAUGUUACAGCUGCUUCACAAAACAUGGGAUGAGGAGAAAGCAUGAAUUUAACACUUAAAAAAUAGACAUACCAGGGUAUUUUAAAGGAAGUUAAAAAUGCUAUUAAAUUUUUUUGAAUAUGGUAAUCUUUGAACGUACAUGAGUACUUGUCAUGAUGUUAAAUCUUAGGGAUGAUGCCUUUUGGGCCAAAAGUUCUGAGCAUUUAGGUCUAAAAAGUGUGAGUGUAUUACACUUGGUACCCACAGGCCUCAUUAACCCGGCAACAUAUUUGUGGCUCCACGGGUUUCUGUGUCGGCGCUGUGAUUUUAGAGCAGAGGGGCAGAUUUACAGUAUGAAUAUGUUGACGAGCAGCUAUUUAAAUGAUUUAAUACCGAUACUGAAGAUAUUUUUGUAUUUGCUUUGAUGAUGUUUGCUGUCUAAUUGUACUGACUGUGAGAAUGUGAGAUUUUCUGAUUACACCAGUGCUCCAUUUUAGUGUUUUGUGUGGAGGAAAGUCUGAGUAACAAAUAAAGCUCGAAUGAAACUCUGUUGCAGGUUUAUUAUAAACUAUAACGAAGACGCUUUUUGUUUUUGUGCUCUGAAGAUAUGACUGUAAAACCUCUUUUAGGAACAAACAAUUUCUGAUGUCAGAAGAAAACAUUUGCUGUGUUCGUUCUUACAGUUUGCUCUCCUUCUCCAUGCGACGCCUCUCCUCACAGCAAUUUAACCUCGGAUGAUAUUCUCAAAGGGGCUCCGUCUUUGUCCCUUGUGUCACGUCUUUUCCCAUGUGACACAGACGUGUGUGGGUGUGCGUGUGCAGUGAUUCUGCCUGAAUUCAGUCACGUAAUGACAACUGUGAGGCAAGACGAGAGGAAAACAAACAUGUAUAAAAUGAAGUGAACAAUCACUACACUGCCUGACUGUUUUCAUUUUAGAGAGACUCAAAUACCUCAGCUGUUAUUAAAACAACAACAGCUGAUCAGAAAAGUAUGGAUGCUUGCAUAACUAGUUUUUGCAAAUAUAACCAAUCAUCUAGAGGGAUUAGAAAAGUUGAGAGUAUGCGCCUUUUUUUAGUCAGCUGUAGUGUUUGCAUAUUUCUUAGAAAUCCUCAACCUGUCACCUAAAAAUGUGGAAACAAGUUGGAUAAGUUUUCCACACAAGCUACAAAAAUGUACAGGAUGAAAGGAAAAAAUGAAAAAAUCUAUGAAGUUUGAUCAAAUUACAGAAUUAAAAAAAAAAAAGAUUAUCAUACAUUUCAUCAUCGAAACAAAUAACAAAACAAAAUUUAACUGUCCUUAAUGAACAAUAUAAAGCAAGAAAAAGCCUCCACUUAUUGUUCAGGCUCAGUCCUUGUCUUUCAUUUGUUCAUGCAUUCUGUGCUAGUCGUCCUAAAUCUUUGCUACUAUUUGAUCCAAUCGCUUGCACAGGAGUAGGAAGAGAUAUUAAAAAAGAAGGAGAGGCUGGAAGUUCCUGGAUCAGAUGAAGAAAAGCACAGCUUCGCUUUCCCAAGCUGACAGAAUGUUAAUGAUCCAAAGGCAAAGUUUUUAAUCAUCAUUUGUAGAUAGCCUGAUGGCUGAAGAGCUGCAGGCCACGCAUUUACAUUACAUACAUUUAAAAACAGCGUCCUCAUGCAGAACAUUCUGGCAAAGUCCACACCAGGGAAGAUGUUUGCAGCCAGGUCGCAACUUUAAUCAAAGCAGAUCAAUUCUGAAACAAAACAGCAACACACUCCUAUAAUCUACACCAGUUUUAUCCGUCUACAUUAUAUUUAAGGAUUAUUUUAAUGGUUCUAUUCUUUAUACAGUUGCACAGAGCACAUCUUCACCUUCACAGACAGCAAAACAUGAAUUUUUCAGCCCCUUGGACUCCAUCACAACACAGGAGCAACUGGGCAAACUGAUUAUUCUCGGCUAAAAUGAAGUUUCCUAGAGAGAUGAAGCUGAUCUCAGCUCCUGCUUGUACCAAUGCAAUGAAUUUAAACAACUUACCAACUCACAGCAUUCGAGGAACACCAGAACGUCAAACAAAAAAGAUCCUCAAUGCAUGCAUUUGACUGCAGCAUGCUGGAUUCAAACAUUUCUUUUUCUACCUUAUUUUCAAAAAACAACAACAACAAAAAGAGAUCGCAGCUCAAAAUUUCUGUGAACUGGAGAUCUUGUUGGCUCUCAAUAGCACAAUAACUUCAGUCGUGUAUUUUAAAUGGUAUCCAGGAAAAGGCAGUAUUACCAUACUUUAACUGAGAUUAUAUGUUUUCACUGCGGCUGGCACACUGAAGAGAGCCUUAAAGCCUGGGACAGGCCAUUUAACCGCGCCGUUCAAAGAGGCAAAUUGCUGUUAUUACUGCAAACCUUUCCCAUCCUUCAUAAAAUCCUUUUUGCUUUGAACAGACAAUCCAAUUUUAAGCAACUGAAGUUUAUCGCUAGCCAUCUUAAAUUGAAGCACAUGAUUCUUUGUGGCCAC